Arctia plantaginis is the source of this 2742-nucleotide messenger RNA. Lineage: Eukaryota; Metazoa; Arthropoda; Insecta; Lepidoptera; Erebidae. The record is from the annotation of a GenBank genome assembly.
AUGAGACGCCUAGGAGAAGGAGUAGAAGACUACGGGAAGUAUAUCUUACAUUAUAAAGGUGAAACACCGGGACUGUACGGAGUCGGCUUCUUAAUCAAACAGGAACUAAUGAGGAAUGUAGUGGAAAUUAAGGGUAUUUCAGAAAAAAUUGCGGUCUUAAAUAUAAAAUUACCUUUACACCAUGAAAAAGAUACAAAUUGGUCUAUUAUCCAGGUAUACUCCCCAACUGAACCGAAAAAUAAACAAGGAAUAGCAAAGAUUGAAUUAUUUUACAAGGAUUUACAAACCACAAUACAGAACUCAUGCAAAAAUAUCAUAAUAAUGGGGGAUUUCAAUGGACAAGUUGGAGUUUGUAAUCCGGGAGAAGACUAUACGAUAGGAAAGUACGGAUAUGGGAAAAGAAGCAAGAAUGGCGAAAGACUAGUCACACUGGCAUUAGAGAAUAAAUUAAAAAUUCUAAACACCUUUUAUAAUAAAAAAAUAUCAAGGAAAUGGACCUGGAUCUCCCCAAAUGGAUCAUAUAAAAAUGAAGUAGAUUACAUUCUAUCCAACAAUUUUCGAGUAUUCAAAAACAUAUCAAUAAUAAACCAAUUAAAUUUUAAUUCUGAUCAUAGAAUGGUUCGAGCGACGAUAAGAGGGACACGUAUUAAGAGAAAUAGAAGGUUACAGAACAAAGUGAACAGUCUUAUCUGCCUGGGGAAUAACGACAAGCUAUUAAGUUGCCUUAAAACACGUGUAAAUAGCAUUGAGCAAUGCAUAUCAAUACAAGACAAAUACGAUAGCUUGCUAAACAUAUUGAAAUCAGAAACGACCAAAAUAAAUAAUGAAGCCAAAAAGAAACUACUCUCAAGUAAAUCCAAACAACUGCUAGAACAACGAAAAGAAUUAAUAAAGAAAGGAAAGGAGGGUAAGAAGAACAGACAGAAAAUAGCAAGCUUAAGCAAGGAAAUUAAUGAAAGCAUUAGAAGAGAUCAUAAAACUAGGAGGCAAAAUACACUAAAAAAACAUAUAGAACGAAGUGGAGGGACUAAAAAAGCUUUCAAGGAAUUGAAUUAUAAAAAAGACUGGAUGCUACAUCUAAAGAACAAGGACAAGGAUUACACUAGCAAGAGACAAGAAAUACUAAGAAUUGCCACAGAAUUUUAUAGAGAACUGUACACGGAGAAGCAGCCGGAAGACAAAGAGAAACUUGACACUUGGCUUAACCCAGCACCGGUGCCUUUCAUUUUAACGGAAGAAACAAUAAAGGCUAUAAACUCACAAAAAACGGAUAAAGCUCCAGGGUCGGAUCAGAUAACUAAUGAACUACUUAAAACUACAGCAUCUGUCAUAGCUCCGAUACUAACAAAUCUGUUUAAUGAAAUUUUAAGAACUGAGAAUAUACCUCCUGAUUGGAUGAAAUCAACUAUAAUAUUACUUCACAAGAAGGGGGAUAAAGGGGACAUAAAUAACUACAGACCGAUAAGCUUAAUGUCCAAUAUUUACAAAGUGUUUUCCAAGAUAAUUCUGUCUCGUAUUGCAAAUGUAUUGGAUGAAAACCAACCAAAAGAGCAAGCAGGGUUUCGUAGUAAUUGUUCUACAAUUGAGCAUAUCCAUGUUCUUAGACAGGUCCUGCAAAAAUAUCGAGAAUACAAGAAAACGUAUUACAUAGGGUUUGUGGACUUUCACAAGGCAUUUGAUUCCCUGGAACAUAAAUACAUAUGGAAAGCCCUGAAAUGCCAAGGGGUUCAAAUGAAAUACAUCAGAAUCCUGAACAUUAUUUACUCAGGAAGCACAGCCCAGGUGAAGCUCGAAACAACAGGAGAACCAUUCCCAGUCCAAAGAGGAGUUCGUCAAGGAGAUCCGGUUUCACCAAAAUUGUUUACGGCGGUUCUAGAGAUGAUUUUCAGAAAUCUUGAAUGGGAAGAUAUAGGUCUUAACAUCAAUGGCCAAAAAUUAAACCACUUGCGCUUUGCUGAUGACCUAAUACUAUUUUCUGAAGAUUCACGGCGAUUAGAACGAAUGCUGCAGCAGUUGGCUGAGGAAAGUGCUACAGCGGGGCUGUCAAUGAAUAUAAGCAAAACAAAAAUAAUGACUAACGCUCAGCAAUCAGAUUUAGAUGCUAUAAUGGUUAACGAGAAAGAAAUAGAGUAUGUUAAUGAAUACAUAUAUUUAGGACAAUUGAUAUCACCCCUUGACAACAUGCCUAAAGAAAUAGAUAGAAGAAUAACAAUGACAUGGAAAAGAUUUUGGAGCCUUAGUGAAAUAAUGAAAAAUGAGGAAAUGUCCAUAAAAAUUAAAAGAACUGUAUAUAACACUUGCAUACUCCCGUGCUUAACUUAUGGAUGUCAAACAUGGGCUUUAACAGAUCAGCUAUCAAAUAAAAUAAAAGUGUGCCAGAACAGCAUCGAACGAAGUGUAAUAGGAUUAAGAAGAAGGGACAGAGUGAAAUUGGAAACAAUUAAAACAGAAACUAAAUUCAAAAAUGCGCAUAUCGUUAGUAGAAGGUUAAAAUGGCGUUGGGCAGGACAUAUGUUACGGGAUACGAAAGAAAAGUGGACAAAAAUAAUAACAGAGUGGUGUCCUAUGGGCGACAAAAGAAAUAAAGGGAGACCGUGUAAACGUUGGGAAGACGACUUCAGACAAAUGGCGGGCGCUAAGUGGACCCGAAUAGCUAGGGAUCGAACCGCAUGGAAGUCCUUGGAGGAGGCCUUUGUCGAGAGACAAGCUGCUACACACAAAGAGAUUACCGAUAUACUAUAA